AUGUAUCGUUUUCAAACUGCUUUUCUCCAUCCUAAUGGAACUUUGGCAAAAAAUCACCAUCAAUCUAGUUAUAAGGUUGCCUUGCUUCAUGUUCUUAAAAUGAAAAAUGAUGAAAAAACUACAAAUUUUUUAAAACAGAAAGAAUCAUCUAAUAAUAAUGUUUAUUCUUUAAAAAUGCCAGAGUAUGUUGAAAGUUUUCUGGCAGCAGGUACAAGUUCUGGAAGUUCUAACACAAUGAUUGAUCAAUCACAAUCUGUAGCAAUAGAUGAAUUUCAAAGAAAUAGUGGAGAAAUUGAUAUGUUAAUUGGUUUUUUAGUUAUGAAUGGUGCUUGUAUAGUAUUCUUUUUAUUAUUUGGAUUAUGUGUCAUUUUUAAUUGCAUGAGACAAAAACCUAAAAUAUUCUCACAAGAUAAAAUUUAUAAAAAAACUCUUGCUAAGACUGUUGCAAAGGCUCCUGAUAAUAAAAAUGUUACAGUUUUACCUAAAGAUGCUGUAGUUAUUGAUGUACAGUCAAAAAAAUUUAAAGAACUUGUGUCAAAAGUUAUGAAAACUGAAGAAUUUGAAAAAAUGAAAAAUUUAAAAGAUGAGGUAAAAAUUGAUAUUGAUAAAUCUUCUCCUAGUAAAGAAUCAACAUCCAUACAAACAGAAUUAUUAUCAAAAAAACAACAACCAUCUGGAAUUUUUAAAUCAAUAGGUAAAAAUUUUAGUCAUUCAUUAAAAUCUACUGCUUUAAUAUCAAAUGAUGGUAAAAAAGUUAGUAUAAAUAUAGAAAAUGGUGAAACAUUAGCACUACGGGAAAAAAGUGAAUCUCCUCAUAAAGAAAAAAUUCAUUUUAUUGAUUCAACAGAUACUAAUAAUCAUAUUUUACUUGCUGAUCAAAAACCAAGUUCACUUAUCAGACAAAAUAUAUUUGGACCUUUAACUUUUGAUGACUUAUAUUAUACAUAA
This is a messenger RNA of Strongyloides ratti, 948 nucleotides long. RefSeq lists its product as hypothetical. Bases 1 to 948 code for a protein of 315 amino acids. NCBI's taxonomy places the organism in Eukaryota, Metazoa, Nematoda, Chromadorea, Rhabditida, Strongyloididae. The record is from RefSeq and is a predicted model, not a curated record. The transcript has 3 exons.